Messenger RNA from Cotesia congregata, 1444 nucleotides. Lineage: Eukaryota; Metazoa; Arthropoda; Insecta; Hymenoptera; Braconidae. The record is from the annotation of a GenBank genome assembly.
GGCGAGCAAAAUGGGACUUGCCGGCACGCAUCCAAGUGGUUUACCCUUCUUUUGCGGAAACGGUGACCACUUAACGCAACCACCGCCAGCACACAUGGGGAUCCCACCUUAUGGAGCGUUGGACGCGGGGAAGGCGGCUGCGGCUGCCGGUGAGUACUGGCCAGCACCCCAACACGGUCCAUCCUCACACCCUGCACACUGGAAACGACUUCUUGCAGCAGCAGCCUCCACAGGUUUGACGAGGGCGCCGAUGUAUCCAUUCUCGACGGGCCAGUAUCCGUACCCUAUGUUGAGUCCAGAUAUGACGCAAGUUGCAUCGUGGCAUACACCAAGCAUGUAUCCUAUAUCUCCAGCAAGCGCAGGGUUUAGGAGUCCGUAUCCUACAAGUUUACCAAUCACAAGUUCCAGCUUACCAAGUGAUCUUUAUCGGUUUUCACCAACGGGCCUUAUGCCUCCUCAUCCAGGACUGAGUCCGCACGCACACGCACUAGCGUCUCACGCGUUAGUAUCUUCAGCACCUAAAGCGGAUCACUCUACCUUGGAUCAUAAUCACAGGUCUUCAAUGGAUCAAAAAAACUCGUCGUCUUUGUCUUCGGAUAUCACAAAAGCUCAAGAUACUGGCCAACAGAACAAUCAAGAUAAGAAGAAACCCCACAUAAAGAAGCCUUUAAACGCUUUUAUGCUGUAUAUGAAAGAGAUGAGAGCGAAAGUGGUGGCAGAGUGUACCUUAAAAGAGAGUGCUGCAAUAAACCAAAUUUUAGGAAGACGGUGGCAUUCGCUAAGCCGUGAGGAGCAGGCGCGGUAUUAUGAGGCGGCCAGGCAGGAGCGCCAUCUCCAUCAGCAGCGCUACCCCGGCUGGAGUGCCAGGGAUAACUACGGAUACGGCAGCAAGAAGAAGAAGAGGAAGAAAGAACGCUCCGCAGAUCCCACCGGAGGUAAUAAUAUGAAAAAAUGUCGCGCGAGGUAUGGAUUAGAUCAACAAAGUCAAUGGUGCAAACCUUGCAGGCGUAAGAAGAAAUGUAUCAGAUACAUGGGUGAGGGAGGAGAUGGUGACGUUGAAGGUGACGGCGACGGUGAAGAUGAUCACUCGGAAGACAACUUAGGGAGCGUCGGAGAAGCGGGGACUCCGGAAGAUGACGAGUCGCUGAGUAGUCCUGGUGGAUUAUCGGCGUUAUCAAGUUUGGCGAGUCCUUCGUUGGUGCUGCCAUCACCAGCGAGCUUGGCAAGUCCGUGUCCGUGUCCACUGACGCCUCCAGUGGCGCCCCAGUCGUCGAUAUCGAUGAAUCAAAACCCAGUGCCAAUUCCGCACCGCAAUCCAGUGGGAACUAACCCACAUGAUAUAAACAAUCCGCUCAGCGUUAAUCAAUUAACUGGUCAGUGUAUAAAGAGUGAAGUUAAUCAGGCGCCCUCGGGUCCUUCUAAUCCGGCGAUCAGUGUUACGUAG